CUCGAUAACAAGUCGCAAAGAUGUCGGAAAAGAGGAAACGAGAUGGCGACGAUGGCGGCGAGAAGAAGCGUCCAAAGAAGGGCUUCCAGGUCGGGCCUGCAAACUUGCCGGAUGGCGUCCACCGUCGAAAAGUGCAAAAAAUCAAGGCCGACCUGAUCGAGAAGGCGAAGAUACGAAAGGAGUACGGAAAGCUGAAGAAGCAGGGGAAAGUGCCUGAGCAGGAAGAGAGCAUUCCUAUCCCAGCCUCCAUGGCAGCAGAAAUCGAGCAACAACAAGAAGAGCCAAGUGUAGCACCGCAUCCUGACCGACAAGUCUUGAUGGACCAGGAGGAAGAACCCGAGCAGGAGCGAACGCAGCGACGGGAAUGGAAGCGCAGGCCGAAACAUGCGCCUUUCAGCAAAGAGUACGAAGAGGCACAGCAGAGAAAGGCAGAGGCCGAAGAAAGGCGGAAAGCCCGCGAGGAGGCACAGCGGCAGAGAGAACAGAAGAUUGCCGAGCGCGAGAAGUUCAGGAAAGCAAUGGCGAAGGCUAGGACGGGAGGCAAGAAUGGCCAGAGGAAGCUAGGUCGCGAGAGUCAGCCGCUGUUGGAGAAGGUCAAGAGGUUGAUGGGUGAGACGUGACGUGAGGCUUGGACGUGCACGAUUUUUAUACAACUGUUCUGCGGAAUUAUAUUGCGAUGACUGGCCAUGGAUCUGGAGAUGAUCGAUCAACCUUGCAGGCAUGGCAGAAGGGCAGGCUAGAUCCUGCAGUCCUCCUCGCCAUCUCCUACGGAGUCCGUUGAUGGUCCAGAAAAGAUUUUUUUGCGUGGCAGACGUUGGACUCCUUUUGCCGGUCUUCUGAAGCUCUGGACUGAUAUGUCCAGAUUGCUCGCGGACUCUUGCUCACUGGUCCCUUUGGACCAGUAUUCGGGACUUCCGUGUACGACUUUUCAGAAAGCCAGAGCACUGAGUCUACGUUACAAGGAAGCAGCUCGAAGCGCUAGAAGUCUUGGAUGACAUGAACACGACACGAACUGCUGCAACCACACAUGUAAAAGUCCGUCUACUCUUU
This is a messenger RNA of Cercospora beticola, 1050 nucleotides long. RefSeq lists its product as uncharacterized. Lineage: Eukaryota; Fungi; Ascomycota; Dothideomycetes; Mycosphaerellales; Mycosphaerellaceae. The record is from RefSeq and is a predicted model, not a curated record.